Molecule: messenger RNA, 1890 nt
Organism: Salvia splendens (bonfire salvia)
Lineage: Eukaryota; Viridiplantae; Streptophyta; Magnoliopsida; Lamiales; Lamiaceae
Product: protein FAR1-RELATED SEQUENCE 5-like
Exons: 10
Coding region: 1-1890 (629 amino acids)
Source: RefSeq, a predicted model, not a curated record
AUGAAGAGAGGUGAAGUUCCAACAACCUAUCUACUCUUAUAUGUAGAUGAUAUGCUUGUUGCUGGAGCCUUCAAGCAUGAGAUACAAAUGGUGAAAGUUGAUAUGAGAUUAUCCCUUGAAAUUCAGGAUUUGGAUGAUGCAGAACUUCAAGCCAACUUCCACACCAUUGGCUCAGCAUCUCAAACUCACAGUGGAGUAGAAGCCAAAAACUUAGGUAGAAAGGGAGCUGGGGAGUAUGGCAUUCAGUAUAAGGGAGAUGCACUUAGAGGUUUCUGUGAUUGUGACUUUGUUGGAAAUCUUGAUAACCGUAGGUUACAAUCUGGAUAUGUCUUCACCAUGUAUGGAUCUGCAGUGAGUUGGAAGUCCAGUUUGCAAAGCGUUGUGGCUUUAUCCACCACAGACACAAAAUUCAUGGACUUAGCUGCUGCUGUAAGAGAGUUUAUGGUUAAAAGGGAUAGCAAACAAGGCUCUAAGAAUUUUAUACCUGGUGAUGCAUCCAAAUCAACUGAAGUGUCUGUUAAGAAGCGUAGGUGUCGGUCAUUUAGGUGUGAAUGUCUUGCUAAGCUCAACUUGCGAUAUUUUUCAGAUGGCAUGAGCAAAGGGUAUGAGGUUUAUCAGUUUGUUGAGUAUCAUAAUCACUUAAUGGUUGCGGAUGAGCAUAGGCAUUUUAUGACGGCCAAUCGCAGUCUGGAUCCUACCCAUCGGAGGUUUAUGGAGGAUUGUGGCAGGUGUAAUAUUGGUCCCACACUCACAUUCAAACUUCUGAAGGAGUUAAUGGGUGGACCUGAAAAUGUUGGAUAUGCUCAAAUGAUUUUUGAUUAUAUGCGUUCUCAAAAGGAAUCAUCUGAUGCCUUUUAUUAUGAAAUUGAGAUAGGAUCUCAUCGAAAAUUAACUAAACUCUUCUGGGCUGAUGCUAUUUCAAGACGAAAUUAUCAUAUGUUUGGAGAUGUAAUUUCAUUUGACUCAACGUACAACACUGACAGGUAUUGCAUGAUUUUUGCUCCAUUCACUGGAAAAGAUAACCAUUCCAGAGCAGUUACAUUUGGAGCUGGAUUGUUAUCAAGUGAAUGUAGAGACUCAUAUACUUGGCACCGAUGGUACAUGUGGCAUAUUAUGGUUAAGGUGUCAGAUAAGUUGCCCAAAUCCUUGCUUGGUAAUGAAGAUUUCAAAAAAGAGUUGAAUGCAUGUGUAUGGUCUGAUUUGUUAGAGCUUGAUGAGUUUGAUAUAAUAUGGAAUGAUUUAAUGGAACGAUAUGGAUUAGAAGACGUGCACUGGUUUGGAUCGAUGUUUGAAGAUAGAGAAUUCUGGGUUCCUGCUUAUUUUCGAGAUUUUCCCAUGGGGUCACUUCUUAGGACUACAUCGAUGUCUGAAUCAGAGAAUAGCUUUUUUAAAAACUACACAAAGCCUCAUGCAAAUCUUGUACAGUUCAUCAAUUUCUUUAACUGUGCUGUGGGAGAUCAAAGGAAUGCCAAUUCACGAUUGAACUACUUGGAUUACUCAACUAUUUCUGAUUUGUCAACCCAAUUGCUUAGUGAGAAGCAUGCAUCUACAAUAUACACUGAUUCUAUUUUCAAACAUGUACAACAAGAAAUAAGUAUGGUAUGUGAGAUUGUUUCGAUAACUGUUGAGGAUAACAUCAAGAUGUAUAAGGUCAAGGACCAAUAUGAUUUGGAUGAAAAGCAGGAAGUUAAGAAAAAGUUCUUCUCCAACUUUUAUCGAUUAGUCCAAAAGUCUGAGGGAAAUGUUGUUAGAACCAAAGGAUCAACUAGUGACAAAGUAUCAAACAGGGAGAGUGCAAUAAGGAAAGCAAAUAAGCCUCUACGACGGUGUGGAAAGAACAUUGGUGAUGUUGUUGCUGCUGCUGAUGAUGAUAUACUAAUUGGCAGAUGA